Messenger RNA from Acinonyx jubatus (cheetah), 7688 nucleotides. Its product is annotated as olfactory receptor 4F15. Lineage: Eukaryota; Metazoa; Chordata; Mammalia; Carnivora; Felidae. Gene Ontology annotation, molecular function: G protein-coupled receptor activity; olfactory receptor activity. Gene Ontology annotation, biological process: G protein-coupled receptor signaling pathway. Gene Ontology annotation, cellular component: membrane. The record is from RefSeq and is a predicted model, not a curated record. The transcript is spliced from 3 exons. Bases 4239 to 5177 code for a protein of 312 amino acids.
UUAUUUAUUUUGGGAGACAGUGCGCGUACAAGCUGGAGGAGGGGCGGGGGGAGAGAGAGAGAGAGAGAGAGAGAGAGAGAGAGAAUCCCAGGCAGGCUCUAAGUCCAGUAUGGAGCCUGACAUUGGGCUCAAUUUCACAAACCUGCAAGAUAAUUACCUGAGCUGAGAUCAAGAGUUGAACAGCUAACCAACUGAGCCACCAAGUCACCCCUGUAUUGCUCAUUUUCUAUUUUUCCCAUAGUAAACAUACUAUCUCAGUUUAAGGAUAAAUGUUAAUUUUUCCUUCAUGUUAUGUUUCUUAUUAUACAGCUGAUUGAUUUUCUAUAUUUUCAGCUCCUUAUCUGUCAGCCUUCCUCAUUAUUCUAUUGCUAAUCUGGAUUUUUCAGGGCCCAGCAAGGAGAUAAUAACCAUAGCAGUUAUUAUGAGAGAAAAUGUUGGUAUAAAGAAUGGUUAACUAAAUAUAAAGCUGUUAACUAGUUAUUUGAAAAACAAUAAACCCUGAGAUACCACAGACAUAGCAUUGUACGAAGGAGCUCUCACCCCUAGGGAUGGAAAAUAAAGGGUAGCAGUUAGAAUAAGUACACUUGGAAGAAAAAAGCUAUUAAGAUCUUGGAGGAAGGACCUGUGGAGUUGAAACUCAAAUAUCUGAGGAGGGGCUGCUGCUCGUGUCUCCGAGCUCAGAGGAAGGCAGGGUCACCACCUCUGAGGAAAGGGUGCUGGUGGCCAACACAGGUGUUCCUGAGGAGGGUGUGAUGAGGUGAGCAGCGCUAAGGCUGGAACACAGCUGCUGCCUUGGAAAGAAAUCAGGGUUGCUGAGGUGAACAGGGCGUUGGGCGAUGCUCCAGGCACAGUGAGCAGAGAGGAAGCUCACAGGCAGCAAAGAGGAGCGAGCAAAGAAGUCUUCUGUUCCGUUUCUAGCCUUGGCGACGCCCUCUAGUGCCCUCCAAGGGCAGAGCUGGCAAGAAAGAAAGGAGUUUGCAGAGCCUCAGUGCCUGCAUCCUAACAGAGUAUAGAAAGAUACCUCAGAGCUGAAAGAUUGCUUAUAUAGCACAUGCAGUAACAUGGAAAAUUAUUAAAAUUCAACUUGGGAGGGUCGCACGGCUUUUAAAUUUUUCAAGUAAAGUAAACAUCAUCUCAUAGAUUCUCCCUAUUUUAAAAAGUUUCAGGUACUGGAAAAUUAGUUAAUUAGUUCAAGACCAUAAAGGGACUAUAUGGAAGAUCUAAAUUCCGAGUUUAAGUUGCCAGGCUCCUUGUCUUUUGUUGUCAUCUAUCAUUUUAGAUCUUGUGUCCUCAUUUGCUGAGUCUUACAUCUCCAUUGGACUGUUGAGUUUUCACUAAUGUGUACUGGUAUAUCUUUCCACUUUGUAUCUUGAAUGUCUGUUUGUCAGAGCUUCAACAUUCCUGAAUGAUUUUCACUUAAUAAAUAUAUUUGGCCCCAAUUUUAUGUUUCUUUUUUGAUCUUUUGUGUCACUAAUUUAUUUUUUAAAGUUUAUUUAUUGAGAGAGAGUGAGAGAUUGGGGAAGGAGCAGAAAGAGGGAGAGAGAGAAUCCCAAGCAGGCUCUGCUCUGUUAAGUAGAGAACCCCACUUAGAGCUCAAUGCACGUUUCCAAGCAGGGCUUGAACCUAGGAACUGUGAGAUUGUGACCUGAGCCAAAAUCAAGAGUUAAGACGCUUAACAGACUGAGCCAUCCAGGUACCCUCUUUGGUUCAUUUAAAUAGAGCUUUUACUUUGGGAGAAUUUUAGAUUUACAGAGAAGUUGCAAAGGUAGUCCGGGGAGUUCCUACAUGGCCUUCACCCGGUAUCAAGUUUCAGUUUCUUCUAAUGUUAUCAUCUUACAUUUCUGUGGUACACGGAGAGAUCAACAGUGGUACGUGCCUAUUAACUAAUGAUAGACGUUAUUCAGAUUUCACCAGUUUUUUCAUUUUACCCUUUUCUUUUCUAGAGUUCAAUCAAGGAAACAAGACAUUUAGCUGUCAUGAUUCCUUAGCGACCUCUGGUUUCUUGAGUUUCAUAGUCUUACCUGAAAGUCUUUCCAUGGUGUUGACAGCUUUCAGGAAUAUUGGUCAGAUAUUUUUUAGAAUGUCCUCUCAAUGUGGGUUUGUCUGAAUUUUUUCUUCAUAAUUUGACUGGGAUUCUGGGUUUUUGAAAAGUAUACUAUAAAUCAUACCAGGGGUACGUAAUAUACACGUCAUCCCUAGUGAUGUUAAACUUGCUCAGUUGCUUUAUUAUGUGAUCCUAAUGAAAAAGAAGUGAGAUGUUACUUGUGUAGCUAUUUUUUUACUUAAAAAUUUUCACCUUUUCUUUCAGUUCCCUAGUUCAUUUAUAUGCAGGGAAAUUGAUAUUUAUCAAGCUGUUCUAUGCAAUUUGCAUAACAUUCUCAGAAGGUGAAUAUUAUCAAAUUACCUAAGGAAGCUUUUAUUAUUGAUGAUAGGAUUUAAAGUAGCAAACCAUAUAACAGAGAUGAUCUUCUUAAAUAAUCUAGUGUCAUUUGCCCCUCGCCUGACUCAUUUAUAACACUUCCCUUUGUUGCUUGGAUCACAAUGAAUAUAUUUUUUAGGAGGCAAUUUCCUUGACUAAUUGACUUUAGUUUUGCAAUCCCAGGUCAGGAUAACAUUAGUUGGUCACUAUCCUUCAGUUCAGUUAAUUAGCUAUGUGUUCCAUAUAUAGAUACAUUUAUACACCUCCUGUGUGCUUGAGAUUAUAGUCUGGGAAUAGCUCCAAGGGAAGGAUGGAGUGAAAUAGACAACAGGAGGAAGAUCAAACUAGGUAAACUUCAGUCAGGAGGAAAACUCAGGUAAGGGUUUGCUUUUGUGUAUUUCAAUUAGCUUUUGCCCAGAGGCAGAAAGAAACAUGUGUUAGUGGUGGGGAGAUGAUGAGUAGAGCAGGAAAUAAACAUGAAUGGUUGUCAACAUGAAAAACUGAAUUAAUCUUAAAUUUUAAUAAGGACUUGGAAAUGACUUGGAGAUUCAGGGGGUGAGAAUGCAGAUACACUGCAGAGUCUGGAAUCCACACUGUGGUCAGGCCCAGGAUUUAGGCUGAAUUGUUAACUGUACCAAGGGGUCUUUAGGGAGAGUUAUUAGUAUGCAAAGUAAAUACAAAUAUGUGUGCGGUCAUGAUAACAAGCUUGCUUUACCUUUAUCUUCAGGGAACUCAAAUAUGAGAGAAAGUUCAUUAGGUAGAAGUGAUAAGUGACAUUAAACACAACCCCAAGUUCAUAGAAUCAAGAUGGAGAAAGGAUAAUAGAAAACCUGCUUAGAAGUAUCUAUGCAUCUAACUCACCUUAAACUAAACUAAUGUAGUGUAGGUUAAAACUAGGUGGUGGAAGGAUGGAGAAAAAAGUAGGAAACUAAAUGUAUCAUCUUUGACAACCAGUAAUCGAUCCUCCCGUUUUUGUUUAUAUUCUUUUAACAUUUGUUAGAAUUUUUUUCUAGGUCCCUCCAGUGAGAUGUUUUAUGGUGAAAUGGUGGUGAUUUCGUGGUGAAAUAGCACCAAAGAUGAAGGGAUAGAAGAUGAUCCUAUGAAGGAAGACUAAAGGACUGGAGAGAAAGAAUCAAGUGGACAUCGGUUUACUUGAAAGAAUGAGAGGUUUUCUUUUUGUAAGGAUGAACCUUUGGAUUGCUAUGUUAAUAAAAAGUGAGACACCAAGGAAGAAAAUGAAUUUUCAAACCAGGUAAACUGUAGAGAAACCACCAUGUCCUGGGUGGAGAAACCGAAGAAAAGAACUGGGUCAGAAAAUAUUUUUAGAUCUCUUCCAACUGAGUGAUUUUAUUCACUGGGCAUAAUGAGCAUCUCUCUGUUUUUCUUCCCCACAAAAUUUUAAAAUGUAAAAUUCCCAUGAGUCUAUUCUAAGAGGUUGCCCAAUUCUAAUUCCAUAAAAAUCAAGACAUUAGAUGAUGAUUCCAUUAAAUGCUGCAGAAUCUGAAUUUACUGCAUACCAUGAUCAUUUACAUAGUCUAAAUGAAAUGAUGGCUGUAAUUCUUGUCAUGAUUCUUGAGAGAAAUAGCUAGACCACAAGUAGAGAACACAAAGUGGAAUAUCUUCUAAUGGCAAUGGCCUUAGAGGAGCAGCCCUGUUUCCAUGGAAGGCCUGCGAUAUCUCAAAGUGACCGAACCUAGGACCUUCCUCUAGAGGCCAUUCAGAGACUGUAUCUCAGAGCCAAUGGAGAGAUACUCAAGAAAUCUGAAUACUUGAAGACAGGAGCUGAGUAACAUGAAAACUGAUCCUGGUAUCUGAGGCAAUGGAUAGAAGGAAUCAGUUGACAGUAUCAGAGUUUGUGUUCCUGGGACUCACUAAUUCAUGGGAGAUCCAACUUCUCCUUUCUGUUUUCUCUUUUCUGUUCUACUUGGCAAGCAUGAUGGGAAACCUUGUCAUUGUGUUCACUGUAACCUUGGAUGCUCAUUUGCACUUCCCUAUGUAUUUCCUCCUGGCUAACCUCUCAGUCAUUGAUAUGUUGUUUUGCUCAAUCAUAGCCCCUAAAAUGAUUUGUGAUAUUUUCAAGAAGCGCAAAUCCAUCUCUUUCUGUGGAUGCUUUACCCAGAUCUUCUUUAGCCAUGCUGUCGGGGGCACUGAGAUGGUGCUGCUUAUAGCCAUGGCCUUCGACAGAUAUGUGGCCAUAUGUAAGCCUCUGCACUACUUGACCGUCAUGAGUCCCAGGAUGUGUCUAUAUUUUGUAGUCACUUCCUGGGUCAUUGGCUUCAUCCAUUCAUUGAUUCAAGUAGUUUUUGUGGUAGACUUGCCUUUUUGUGGCCCUAACGUGUUGGACAGUUUUUAUUGUGACCUUCCCCGGCUCCUCAGACUUGCCUGCACAAACACCCAAGAACUGGAGUUCAUGGUUACUGUGAAUAGUGGGCUCAUUUCUGUGGGCUCCUUUAUCGUGCUGGUCAUUUCGUACAUCUUCAUUUUGUUUACUGUUUGGAAACAUUCCUCUGGUGGCUCAUCCAAGGCUAUCUCUACACUGUCAGCUCAUAUCACUGUGGUAGUUUUGUUCUUUGGGCCACUGAUGUUUUUCUACACAUGGCCGUCUCCCACAUCCAACCUGGAUAAGUAUUUUGCUAUUUUUGAUGCAUUUAUCACUCCUUUUCUGAAUCCAGUCAUCUACACAUUCAGGAACAAAGAGAUGAAAGCGGCAAUGAGGAGAUUGUGCAGUCAUGUUGUGCAUUACCGGAAGAUCUCGUGAACUGCUGGCUAUGAAGAUAUGAAAUCAUAGAUUCUCCCCCAUGCUGGUUGUAGAAAAGACAUUUUACAAUCUCAGGAAAAUACUCAACACUUAAGAUGUUAUAUGCCUAGAAAAGUACUAUCUAUGAUAUCGAUUUCACCAUUAAUUUAGAAGCGAUGUUAUUCUUUGGUAGUCUAUACAUCAAAGUGUCAAAAACCAAAUCAUAUGUGCUUUGUCACCCACAUGGUUAGGAGCAUGACACAUAAUUGAAUAACCAAGAUUAAUUUUAUCUUCCUUCUGCUUACUGGAUUUUAAGUCUCGAUUUCAAUUUUCUUUGUUUCUACUUUGUUUGAUUCUUAUUUCUCCAUUUUCUGCUUCCUUGGUGUCCUUAUCAGGCUCCUCUAUCUGGCAGUGUAUAAAAUUGCUAAUUCUAUGUUAGAAUUGUAGAAGUUAAAGCUAGAUUGAAUUACCAACAUCACUGCUUCUGAUCCUUCUGGUGCCCUAGCUAUAACCCAAGAAAUGAGGGGUGACUGCCAUUGGCCCAGGAGCAGGACAGAAAUUACCAGAGAGCCAGGCACCAGAAACUAUGUCCUUGGUUGCCAUGUCACUGCCCCAUCACUUUCAAAUCAAUUUUGCAUUUGAAUUUCUGAACAAAUUCUACUCUUCUAGUUAUUUCCUAUAGAUCUAUUUAAAGAAAGAGGUUUAUAUCUCUUAUGUAUUCCUUUUUUACUGGUAAAUAGUCAUCAACAUUGAGCACUUCCUUAUCAUUUCUAAGUCUUUUCUUAGAUUCUACCAUGACCAUACUCAAAUUCCUAAAGGCUCACUGUGGCCCUUUUGUUUGAAUGAAGGUAUGUGGGAGUUAACUAUAUACAGACUCCUAGUCUACAGCAAUGCAUAGUGUGUCCACCAAAUGAUACCCCCUCCCAUCCCAUGAUCACCGCACCACUUCCUUGAUGUAUGAUUUGAAUGAAGGUACUUGGUAGUUGAUACAACCCCCACACUGUUUCCGUGCCCUGUGGGUUUCAGCUAUUGUAGAGGGUGAGGCGCUGAGACUGUUACAUCCACACAUCCAGACAGUAUUUCAAAAAGUACAUUAUAUUCUGUAGGGACAGUGGUGGCAAUAAAAUACCCAAACAAUAUUGGAAUGGUGAUCCCCAUCCUCUGUCCAUUUAAUUCGCCACUGUGACUCCUACAAAAGUCAGGCAGAUCCUGAAAAAUGACAAUGGACUAUUGUAAACUCACCCUUGUAACAGACCUAACUGCAGUUGCUUUACCAAGGGUGGUAACUUUGCAAGAGCAGAUUAACACAGCCUUGGCCAUAUGAUAUGUGAUCAUUGAUCUCGUCCAUUUUUUUCCCCAUAUCUUUCAGAAAGGAGAUUAGAAACAGCAUUUUUAUGAAAUGGACAUCAGUAUAUAUUUACAGUUUUACCCUUUAUCUUAUAGUUGAAGAGAUCCAGGCCAACUGGAUAUUUUAUAUGUCAUCAUAAUUGUCUAUUAUAUUAAUGACAUCAUGCCAUCAAACCAGAUAAGGAGGAAAUGGCAAGUACAUUCAUCCAUUGGUAAUAUGUAUGUGUUGUCAAGGGAGAGAGUAAGUUGUGUAAAGAAUGAGGAAAUUUCACAUCAUUAAAAUUUUAGGAUUUCAAGAUAUGGAUCAAAGACUCAAAUAUAGAAGAAAACACAGGGCAAAUGGUCUUUGACACUGGUCUUGGCAAUAAUUUCUUGGGAAGACACCAAAUACACAGGCAACAAGAGCUAAAAUAAACGAUUGAGAAGAAACAAAUCUAAAGAGCUUCUGCACAGCAAAGGAAACAAUAAAUUGAAAAGGCAACUUACAGAAUGGCAGAAAAUGCUUGCCAAUCAUAUAUUUGAUAAGGGGUUAUUACACAAAAUAAUGAGAAAGUCAUAUAAGUAAUAGCAAAAAGUAAUUAAUCCAAUUAAAAAAAGGGUAUAGGACGUGAAAAGACAUUUUUCCAAAAAAAAAAAAGACAUAUAAAUGUACAAUAUGUGUAUGAAAAGGUGCUCACCCUCACUAAUCAUCAGGGAAAUGCACAUCAAAACCACAAUGAGAUAUCACUUCACACCUGUUAUUAUGGCUAUUACAAAAAAAGAGACAAAUGCUAGCAAGGACGUGGAGAAAAGGGAACCCUUCUGCACUGCUGAUUGACAAGCAAAUUGGUACAGCUGUUCAUUUAUAGUGAACAUUACGAAAGUUUACAAAGAACAAUAUGAUGGUUCAUCAAAAAACUGAAUACAGAACUACCACAUGAUCCAGCAAUUCUGCUUCUGCGUGGAUACUGAAAGGAAAUGAAAUCAGUAUCUUGAAGAGGUACCUGCAUACCUGUCUUCACUUCAGCAUUAUUACAGUAGCUAGGAUAUGGAAACAAUGUAAAUUUCUUUCGGUGCACGUUGAAUAAAUAAAAUGGGGUAUAUAUGCAAAUGGAAUCUUUAGCCAUAAAAGGCAAAUCCUGCCAUUUGCUAUAACAUCGAUGAGCCUGGAGGGCAAUAUUCUAACUGAUAAAAGCCAGAUAGAGA